GGUGGAAGCGAAGCUCCCAGUGACUCAGGACGGAAGAAAUGCACGUAUCCAGCGCUCUUCUGCACUUAUAAAAACCGAGCGGCACCAGCUAAGGAGUCGUGUAGCACAAGUCGGACAGUACCUGAAUGAGCAGUUUCUCCCUUAGUUCACAUAAUAUAUAAUAAUAUACUAGUCUGUGGGAAACAACGCGUGUCUCUUAUUUACUGUGUAUGAUCAUGGACAGCAGGACCCCUGUUUACUGUGGAUUAAUUUUGUCCCUUUUGCUUUGUGACAUCAUCUCAGGGGAGGAUUACUUUCCCCCAGCUCAAGGUGUCAGCUGGUCCUCCUUAAACUUCAAGACCAUAUUAAUGUGGAACCCUGAGCCGCGGAACCACUCGUACACAGUGGAGUUCUUUGGAGUUGGGAAAGACCGAGAGAGGAGCCCACACUGCAUCCGUAGCCUGCGCACCGAGUGCGAUCUCACCCACGUGUUGAUGGACCUGAAAGAGACGUACUACGCCGAAGUCCUCUCGGAGCCUUUGCUGGGCAUGACCUCCGACCUCAUCGAAUUCCCUUACGCCAGAUCGGAGCAGUUCACCCCAUACAGUGACACUUUAAUCGGAAGACCCGAGUUCACCAUAGAAGUGAAUGAAGACAAAACGAAGAUCACGCUUCAGAUACAAGACCCUCUUUCUCCGUUUUACAACAACAGUAAACUGUUAAACAUGCGGGACAUCUUCCAGGAUGACCUUCAAUACAGAGUGACUUACAGAAAAGCAAAGAGCACUGGAAAGAAAGUAGAGAUGACGGAUACAAACGAGAUUGUGCUGCAAGUGGACCGGGGUGAAAGUUACUGCUUCUACGUGCAGGCCUUCAUCCCGUCUCGGAGGGGAGAGAAGCAGCUGGGUGCUCUGAGCAAACUCCAGUGCUCUCCUGCAGGAGAGAAGUCCUUACAUGAAGAGUAUGGGUUCGUGGUGCUUUUGUGUGCUGCCCUCAUGAUCAUCGUUGCCUUCGUCAUCACCACCAUUCUGCUCUGCCUGUGUUGUAAACGGAAGUGUCAGGCCAAGAACGAGGAGAAAGAAAAACCGUACGAUCACGUUUAGGAACGGAGGGUUGAUACCGUGGAAAACGAGCGGUUCGGAAUGGCCGCUGUAACGUCAAAAAGGCAUACAUGCGGCCACAUUCUAAGGACCAGAACUGCAUUAUGCGCUGUGUGUUUUGGUGGGUGUAAAAAGAAAGAAAGCAAGUACGUGAAAUGUUUUCCGUUUUUGUCAGUCGACCUUUUUAGCACUGCUACGGUAAUAUUGGGGUACACUGAUACAAAAGAAGCUGAUGAAAAACAAGUGCCUUUUCUAGAACCAGCUGGGUGCGUAUCUCUGCUGCAGACCAUGCAGCCGACCGCUUUUUGACAAUAUUCACAUCAUGUUUUGAUAACCUACCACUCUUUGUUGUUACAUCGGCCUGGAAUGACUGUUAAAAACCAGGAGCUGAGCACUAUUAUUUCCUCUCAUGAAGCACUGGAAUUGUUCUUUAACUGGUUUUUGUGAAACAUGCUGCCUAUCUGUUUGUACAAUUUUUUUUUAUUAUUAUUUUAAAAGAAAUUUAAAACACUGAAUCCUUUUAUGCUAUCCUUUUACCUAUAUAUUUUUGUAUUUUUGAAACUACGUUUCUUAUCA
Scleropages formosus (Asian bonytongue) is the source of this 1655-nucleotide messenger RNA. Its product is annotated as tissue factor-like. Gene Ontology annotation, cellular component: plasma membrane. The record is from RefSeq and is a predicted model, not a curated record. Gene Ontology annotation, molecular function: cytokine receptor activity; protein binding. The transcript is spliced from 6 exons. NCBI's taxonomy places the organism in Eukaryota, Metazoa, Chordata, Actinopteri, Osteoglossiformes, Osteoglossidae. Gene Ontology annotation, biological process: blood coagulation; cytokine-mediated signaling pathway. Bases 210 to 1082 code for a protein of 290 amino acids.